Dreissena polymorpha is the source of this 2453-nucleotide messenger RNA. RefSeq names its product probable G-protein coupled receptor 75. Gene Ontology annotation, cellular component: membrane. The transcript has a single exon. The coding region runs from base 305 to 1687 and encodes 460 amino acids. Gene Ontology annotation, biological process: neuropeptide signaling pathway. NCBI's taxonomy places the organism in Eukaryota, Metazoa, Mollusca, Bivalvia, Myida, Dreissenidae. The record is from RefSeq and is a predicted model, not a curated record. Gene Ontology annotation, molecular function: G protein-coupled peptide receptor activity.
CACAAAUGGACGAUUGACUGCAAAUUUUUGUGACACCGCGUUCUGAAUGGGGACUCAUUGAAACGAUUGUGUGCGGAUAAACAUUACAGACCGGCUUCGUAGCGCGAUCUUCGGAGAUUAGUCACUGAUUGAAUAUCAGGAUGAUAGACUGGUAAUUGAAUAUAUUGACUGAACGCUUUGCGUCCCGCACAGAGAGGCAUAUUUUACGAGUUAAAUCCUCUACUUGAAACACGCCAAAGAAAACGUUUUAAUGAGUGUUUAAUUUUCACAAGUAUGCGCGUUUCUUCUUGAAAAAUGUUGUAAAAUGGGGAAAAUUAUUUUGUAUAAAUUGACCAAAGUAUCUGAUCUGAAAUCCUCUAAUUUUAUCGAGUAUGAUAUGAUGGAAUAUAUGGAAACGGAAAACGUCACCGUAUCUCCUAAUACCGUAAUAACUAUGACGUCGGACUGUAUUCACACGGCAACGCUCGCGGUGUGCACAGUGCUCGUGAUCUUCGUGCUGUUUCUCGGCUGUGCAGGAAAUGGAAUCGUCUUGUUUAACGCGCUGACAACCAAGCGGCACCGGCACGCCAGCGACCUCCUAGUGAUUAAUCUUGCCGGCGCAGACUUCAUAAUGUGCACGUGCCUGUCGCCGAUGUUCCUUUUCCUUUUGUUUUCAACGUCAGAAAUACCAAAAGUGUUUUGCGCGAGCAUUUUAUUUCUUGGAGUCACCAGCGGCCUUCUGUCGCUGCUGAGUCUCGUCUCAGUCGCCAUGCACCGGAAGUGUCGAGUCGCCGGCCUGUUGCGCAAGUCCAUGAGUUUAUCGAAGAUUUCUGUCGUUGUCGGCAUAAUCUGGAUUAUUAGCGUCACCGUUGCCGUCGCCGGAACCCUACACGUGACGCUUUUGUGGAAAGACGAGACAAUAAAUGAGUGUACAAAUGUGAUUAAUGGAGGUAAAAGUGGUAGUUUCGUCCUGUACUAUCUGUCACCGGUGACAAUAGUAGGAUUAUUAUUAAUUUGUGUGUGUUACGGGAGCAUAGCGAGCGCCGCCCGAGGGCAUCAAAACUAUGGUCAGUUAGGUAUGGCCCCCAGGGCAGGCGGUUGCCAUAGUAACACGAAUUGCGUGAACCGCAAAAUUGACAACCAACAAUUUUGUGCUGAUAAAUGUUCAUCCCCUAGUCCCGAUUCAAGUACUGAUAAUGGAAAUAAAGCCUUAAUUAUGUGCUUCGUCGUAACUCUUACUGUUUCAUUGUGUUGGGGACCAUUAAUUAUGUCGCAGUUUGUUCAGAUCUUUACGGGGGAAACUAUUAUAUUGUACCAGGUUAAAUUAUGUGGCAUUGCUUUGAUAUUUCUCAAUAGUGCCUUAAACCCUUAUCUUUAUGGUCAGAAUAACUGCAAGACGAAACAUAGAUAUAUUAAAUGGUUAUACGCGUGUGCGCGCUGCGAAUAUUCCCUACCUAUAAAGCACAAACUGAAACAAAACUUGGAUCACGAACUUGAGCAGUGUCCCCUUAAGGGAUCGCCGCCAAACCAGGACGAUACGGUGAGCGGCCCGAUUUCCGGCCCCUCGUGCAACUCGUGUAGCGACUGUCGCGUCACGGACGCUCUGCACGCGCGCCAGUACCUGACAAACAUCUGGUACGCACAGCUUCUUAUGACCAGUUUCCGGGACUCGUAUUCAGUAAAAACAGCGCCCGUGGAAAACGUGUGAAAUUGAUCCGGUUAUUAUUUUUAUAUUAACCGAUGUUGUGUUUUUUUUAAGAAUGUGCCAAUUUGAAGGACAAUCGGAAUUGAGCUUUGCUGGUACUCGAAAAGAUUCCUAGUGAAAACUUUAAUUUCUUCCAUGCAUAUAAUUUAUUAAAAAUGAUAAGUAACUAAGAUAUUCGUGCAUAAAUUUAAAAAUCUUUGGUCCGAGUAUUGGUUUAUUUACAUUGUACAAAACUAGACAAGCGUUGUUUAAAUUAUUAUUUUUUCGACAUGUAUAAACGUUAGUACCCUGUCAUUGGAUUUCGCAAAUGCACUUUGAUUUAAAGUGCAUCUAAGUAUAACGUUUGUUUAUAUUGCUUUUAAAUAAUUUGUUAUAACAGUACCAUCGACAUUGCUCGUUUAAUAGCAUAUACAUUAACGUUUGUGAUUAAACUUCCCUUGUUAAUUAGCGAGUUAAUUAAUUGUUCACCGCAUGUUAAGCGAGCGUAGCCAUUUUGUUAUUAUAUUUUUAAACUAUGAUAUCUUACUUUAAAAAAAUAUGUUCCGUUUUUUUAUGUUCCCUAUGUUUACUGCUUGCGCGUAUAUCAUUUUAUAUCGAUAUGGCUGAUUUUAGAUAAUAAAACUUGUUUUUUUGGUUUCCUUUUGUAUUAUUCAUAUAUAAUCAAUGCCAUGCGUGAAGGCAUUUUACAAUGCCCGAAAUUAUUUAUCACCGACAAUUGUACAAUAAUGUUGAAAGUCAAAUGUCUUUCGUAUGCUAAUGUCCCUGGCAA